UUUUUGGAGUGCCAUUUACUUAAGCUGGGGGAAAGCGAGGGGAGGCGUCUCAGUCGGGGCUGUUAAGAUUUUCCAGAGAAGAGGAGAGAGUAGUGUUAGUGUGGAGUCACAGAGGGGACCGUUAACGGUUGAUCCACUCGCCGAGUUCAGGGACGGAGGCAGCGGCGGAGAAUGGAAAGGAGUUAAACUUCCACACAGCUGCGGUUUGGGUUACCUUGGUGUUUUUGAGACAUUAUUCGUACGAGGCAGGGGUAGGAAGUAAACCAUGUCGCUGCUGUGGGCUUAGUGUAGCCUGUGAGUUUAAGAAGAGCCCGGGGAGAAGUUGGGAGAAAACCGGUUUUCCCUGGUACCCUAGCGCCGCUUUUGUGUUUGUGAAUGGUGGGGUGUUUUUCCUGUUUGACAGAGCUGAUUGUCACGGAGAAGUGAACGUUUCAACUGCCGAACGCACAGGCGCAUCGUCAUCAAACCUGCUCAGAUGGACUUCAGAUAACAUCACCAGAAGUUUCACCCUUGUCUUGAACAUCACCCAGCCCCACCGCCUCCGACAUUCACCCAGAAUGGCAGAUCCCACCGGGCUAAGCUCUGAAGGGGUGGGGGCAGGCAUGGCCGAGGUGGACGUCUGUAGUUUGGAAAUAGACAGGAAGUAUGAUGUCAUCCCUGCCGUCAUCUGCUCCAUGUGUUGCCUCUUCGGCAUCAUCUACUGCUUCUUUGGUUACCGCUGUUUUAAGGCUGUCAUGUUCCUGUCUGGCCUAAUGUUUGGCUCGGUCAUCAUUUUCUUGCUGUGCCACAAGGAGCAUGUGCUGGACACCCAGCUGAGCGUGGAGGCCAGCGCGGGUAUCGGCCUCGGCAUAGGUCUGCUGUGCGGUUUGGUCACGAUGCUGGUGCGGAGCGUAGGCCUAUUCAUGACAGGUCUGCUGCUUGGCUUACACCUGGCUCUCGCCGCCCUGCUGGUCACUCAGCAGUUCUACACCCCAACUACAGUGUGGGUGCCUUUGGGUGCACUUCUGGGAACAGGCAUGCUGUUUGCUGUGCUGACACUGCAGUGGCAGAAGCUCUUCACCAUGAUCUCCACAGCUGUGUUCGGGGCAGCUAUAAUGACAGUGUGUGCCGACUACUUUGUGGAGAUGUUUGCUCUGGCCAUGCAUGUCUAUGAAUGCUUACGUCUCACACCCGGUCCACCUCUGUGCUGGUACAGCUGGGUCAUUCUGGGCAUCUGGCCUGCCCUCAGUCUCAUAGGAGUGCUGGUCCAGUGGAAACUAACAGAUGACAGCUUCUCACACACUGAGGUUGUUAUCAGUCGGAGACAGAAGCGAGUCCAGCUGAUGCGGAUCCGAGAGAAGGACGCCAAAAAACGACAGCAGGCAGGUGGGCAGGAAGGCACGUACCGCCGUAAACCCACUCCAGUCAAACGUUACGCUGGGGAUCUACUGGCACCGAGUUACCUGCAAAGUCUGCGGGACAGACAGAUGGGCACCGGUACUUCCCUUAGCAGCCUGGGCACGACCAACCACACAAUGAUUGACCUAGAUUAUGAGACGGGGUCCACUGCACCCCUCACAGCUACAACCCCAGUUGUCAGGGUCUGAGCUGCACAAAAGCAAAGAAGGGACUAAGCUUUUUGUUCCAUAGUGUCUUCCUGAUGCACAGUAGAACAGAAAGUGAUUCACUGAGCUGUGGGUUUGUUUAUUGCCUCAGUGUAACUGGAGUUCAAAGGAAGACAUCGCUGCUGUUUGGAGAGAAGGACAAGUUAUCAAGCUGUUUGAAUGCUAUAACCACUGCGACCACUGUGUGUCUCGGAGAAACACUAAAACACAUCCUAAUGAAACAAGGUCAUCCAUUUCCUGUCAUUAUGUAUUAAAUGCAUAAGUACGAGCCAGAUUUAUCUCUAGAAGUGAAAAAAACAGCAGUUUUUUUUUUUUGACAUUACAUGUACUGUACAAAAUUAGUUAUUGCCAUUAAGUGUUGUGUUAUUACCCAUCUUACUGUUUGGUCUUAAGAUUUGUGACAGUUUAUCAUUAAAACAGUUGUUUGUUUUGUGUAUUUUUAGAUGGAGUGUGCUGAGGCAUGUAGAUGGAUAUAUGUCCAUAAAUACAACAAAGUGAAGCAACAACUAAACGGUGCAAAUAACGGUUUAUAUUUAAAAGCUCUUUACUGGAGCUUUUAGCAGGAUCUUUUCUAGCAGCACAAUAAUUCUUUGACCUUUUUGUGUUUGUACUGUAGCCUCUUUCCAAGUGCAGUAGGUAAAGAAUUUAGACUGUGUGUUUGUGGAGUACCUGAGUAAACCUUUUUGUAAUUUAAUUUAUAUAAUGGCCAAUACAUGGUAACGAUGAAAAAGGACAAAAAACAAAGCAUGUUUGUUGUUAAUUUCUAGACUGUUAAAUAAUUAGCUACAAUAUGUCAAUCUGCAGGUACAAUGCAUUUGUUACCUGAAUCUGUACAUACCUGUUGAUAGAAAUUUGAAAGAUAAAUAAAUGUGUUUGAUAUGAAAA
This is a messenger RNA of Sphaeramia orbicularis (orbiculate cardinalfish), 2489 nucleotides long. Its product is annotated as transmembrane protein 198-like. Gene Ontology annotation, cellular component: plasma membrane. The transcript is spliced from 5 exons. The record is from RefSeq and is a predicted model, not a curated record. The coding region runs from base 558 to 1586 and encodes 342 amino acids. Lineage: Eukaryota; Metazoa; Chordata; Actinopteri; Kurtiformes; Apogonidae.